This is a messenger RNA of Homarus americanus (American lobster), 789 nucleotides long. Its product is annotated as circumsporozoite protein-like. The transcript is spliced from 5 exons. Lineage: Eukaryota; Metazoa; Arthropoda; Malacostraca; Decapoda; Nephropidae. The record is from RefSeq and is a predicted model, not a curated record. Bases 1 to 789 code for a protein of 262 amino acids.
AUGAUGAUGAAGGUGCGAUCCGGCUGUCAAGAGUACCUGACGGCGACUGGUGAACCAGACGUCGGGGUGUUGCGGCAGCUAGAGGAACAGCGAUGGCGUAUCUGUGGUGGGCCUUCGUCGGCGGCGACGUCGUCAUUAUCGGCAGUGUGUCCCCGCAUGCACAUCACGAGGCGAGGGCUCCUCCCCGCCUCUGUGUUCAUCGCCUGUCUCCCGCGACCCAACACCACCACCACAUCUCUCCAUCUAUCGCCUGCCAAAAGUGGUGACCCAGCGCCUACCAACAGUGGUGACCCAGCACCUACCAACAGUGGUGACCCAGCGCCUACCAAAAGUGGUGGCCCAGCACCUACCAACAGUGGUGACCCAGCACCUACCAACAGAGAGGUGACCCACAGCCUACACAACAGUGGUGACCCAGCACCUACCAACAGUGGUGACCUAGCACCUACCAACAGAGGUGACCCAGCGCCUGCCAACAGUGGUGACCCAGCGCGUUUGCCCAACAGUGGCAGUGACCCACCCACCAACAGUGGUGACCCAGCACCCACUGCCAACAGCAGUGGUGACCCAGCACCCACAACAGGAGUGGUGACCCAGCGCCUACCAACAGUGGCAGACCCAGCGGCUCACAACAGUGGUGACCCAGCGCCUGCCAACAGUGGUGACCCAGCGCCUACCAACAGUGGUGACCCAGCGCCUGCCAACAGUGGUGACCCAGCGCCCGCCAACAGUGGUGACCCAACACCACCAACAGUGGACCAGCGCCUGCCAACACAGUGGCAGACCUGA